AUGUCAACACGGAAGCUCCAAGUAGGCGUCGCCGGCCUCGGACGCAUGGGUAAGCGUCACGCCCUCAACUUCCACCAAAACGUCCCCCGCGCAACCCUCGCCGCCGUCUCCUCCCCAGACGAAGCAGAGCGCCAAUGGGCCGCCGAGAACCUCGCGCCGCACGGCGUCGCGGUUUACGAGUCGUACGACGACAUGGUCGCGCACAAGGGCCUUGAGGCGGUCUGCGUCGCGUCUGCCACGGCGGUACACGCCGAGCAGGCCAUCAAGGCCAUUGAGGCGGGGAAGCAUGUGCUUUGCGAGAAGCCUCUCGGCACAACAGUUGAAGUUAAAGAAUCUCAGUCUCAAACAGUAGUCGAUGCGGCCGCGCAACGUCCCGAUCUCAAGGUCAUGUGCGGCUUCUCUCGCCGCUUCGACGCUUCCUACCGCGACGCCUACAACAAGAUGCAACAAGGCCUCAUCGGUCGGCCCGCCGUCCUUCGGAGCCAGACAUGCGACGUGCUCGACCCGACGGGGUUCUUCGUUGCGUACGCGCAGUUCUCAGGCGGCAUCUUUGUAGACUGCAGCAUUCACGACAUCGACCUCGCACUAUGGUUCUUCGAUGAAGAAAAGUCAAAGGUGAAGUCGGUACACGCGAUCGGUAUCACCGCCGUGGAACCUGAUCUGCGCAAGCACAACGACCGCGACAACGCCGUGGGCACCGUUGAGUUUUACGACGGACGCAUCGCGUACCUGUAUGCCUCGCGCAUGAUGGCUGCUGGCCAGGAGGAUUCGACCGAGAUUAUCGGCACCAAGGGCAAGCUGACAGUGAACAUCCUGCCGGCGGAGAACCACGUGCGGAUUUACCAGCCCGGAGGCAUCAGACAGGAGCUGCCCCAGAACUACUGGGGUCGGUUCAAGGCGGCUUUUACAACUGAGGCUAUUGAGUUCACCGAAAGCGUGUUGGAGGAUAAGCCGGUCCCAGUCAAGCUGACUUCCGCCGUUGCGGCCGUCAAGAUUGGUGCGGCACUGCAGGAGUCCAUGAUUAGCAGCAAGAAGAUUUGGUUCGACGAGAGUGGCAACCGAACAGAUAGAGCUCAGUUGUAG
Messenger RNA from Colletotrichum truncatum, 1083 nucleotides. RefSeq names its product NAD binding rossmann fold-containing protein. Gene Ontology annotation, cellular component: cytoplasm. Gene Ontology annotation, molecular function: oxidoreductase activity; nucleotide binding. Gene Ontology annotation, biological process: NADPH regeneration. NCBI's taxonomy places the organism in Eukaryota, Fungi, Ascomycota, Sordariomycetes, Glomerellales, Glomerellaceae. The record is from RefSeq and is a predicted model, not a curated record.